This is a messenger RNA of Metarhizium acridum CQMa 102, 1050 nucleotides long. RefSeq lists its product as uncharacterized. Lineage: Eukaryota; Fungi; Ascomycota; Sordariomycetes; Hypocreales; Clavicipitaceae. The record is from RefSeq and is a predicted model, not a curated record.
AUGCUGAAGCGCGUUGAAGCUGGCUCGCAGUUGCAUCAACCAAAGUCAACAAACCAGCCGCAAUCCGAGGAAGACGACGAGGAAUCACUUGGGAAAAUGCGUCCUGUCCCUCAAACACGUAUGGAGUGGAAGGCGGCUCUGGGCGAGAUCAAGAGAGAUUAUAUGAACCGACGGUUUCGAGAGUGCUCCACGCGCUGUCAUGGCAUCCUCGAUCACAAAGACAAGCUUGAAACAACUCAUCCAGUGCACCUCGUCUAUCUGCGUUUCUACGCAGCUACGGCUCUUGAAAUGCAAGCUCACGCGAUUCACCAUUCCUCACCAUUCCGCACCGCUCUCCUCAAACAGGCAUACGACCACCUCAGCGCCGCGUCCAAACUCGCGAAACAAGCUGACGAAGACAUGAGUCGGCCCACGUCACGAUUUCCCUCCCACUUCUCCAGCUUACAUUCUUCAGCUGGUUCGAACUCAUCCGGAUCAACAGUCUCUACAAGAAGGUCCUCACCAUCUCCGUCUUUCAGCUCCAUCGAUGAAAGCGUCGUGAAGCCGAGCCAACCACCCAGACCAAAGAAGCGCGUCGCUUUUUGCGACGAGCCUAUGAUGGAGCCCAUUAUCCGCCCAGACUCUCCUACUCUUGGUUUCGAUGAAUGUCUCGGCCGAUCUUCACCGGAGCUAGUUUAUCCCGAAUCUAUCCUAAAAAACGCCAGACCUUCGCUGCCAACGAUCAUCUCCGCCCCCCCGGAGUCAGCCAGCCCAGACCCGAGCGAAGCUGAGGACAUUGAUCCCUUCUUCCACACCCGUUCUAUCCAUCGGUUCUGCACCAUCCUCAGCAGUAUCCGCCGCCAAAUCACUGCUCACAUGACCACACUGGACAUUGAAAUCGCCGCAUGCCAUAUACCCAGCGUCCCGGCUCACACAAACCAAGAAUUGAAAGCACUGGAUGUCAAAGCCCGUAUUGAGCGGUUACGAGCAAGUGGCUGGAAACGUGCGCGUUUCGAUGCUCAGCGGUACGAGAGACUGAGAGAGAACGCGCUCGCUGACAUGGCGCGGUGA